UAGUCGGAUUUAACAGACAUCUAGGUGUACUGAUUAGCGAAUAUGUGCAGUACUUAGUUUGUGUCAACCCUAGUGAGGGAGUGUUUUUGACCGACUUCCGGGUGCUCAUGUGAUUCUUUUUUGCAGGACCGGAGGUGGUGUGGUGUAAUGGCAAGUGACAAAUACCAGAUAGUGGUGCAAGGUGAGGCGUCAGAGACCGACUCAGAUGAUGAGGUAUACAUCACCUCCCUCUCUCCACAUUCAACAGCCGGAGGGCAAAAGGUACCAGGGGAAGCAUCUGAGACUGACAGCGGGGGGGAGGUUGAGAGAGUACGUAAAUGUGUCAUUCCUGCAAGCUCUGAAAACCCACAAAUAUUACGCAAGGACUUAACUCCCCUGCUUGUGAUCAGAGAUAACCCUGACAUUCCGUCCGCGGUAGAGGAGUUUGUUGUGUCUAGGCCUGAACACAAUGGGCUCUACUACAACACUUUACUCCAGCUGAAAUUACAGGAGAGCAAUACACGUCUGUGCACGGAUGUGCCCCAGACCAUCAAACAGGUGUAUGGUAAUGCCACAAAGGAGAUACGCAUGGCCACAACCCACCUAAACAGCUCCCAGAACGGCAUCAUCAACGCCUCCCACAGCAUCCGACUCAUUCUGGAUGACCUCAAGUCCGUCUCAGAGGAAAUAGACAUUAUCACCAGCUGUUAUCUACUCCCCGAUAUUACCAUCCCCUCCUCUCCCACUACCCCUAUUCUCAGACAGUGAUGUGCCCCAUUCAUUUUUUCAUAUGUAUUAUGUAGGCUAAACAAUGGACUUGGGAGUAUUGUUAUUUGUAAAAGGCACUUGCAUUAGGUGAAUAAAUUAUGCAUGCCAUUAUACUAUUACUGCUCCAUGUUAUUCAGAUAGCUUAUUCAUUGUAGUUGGCCAUAAAGGAUAGCUUAUUGCUCUCAAUCAUACGUUCAAGUAUUUAGCUGUUCACAAGCACAUGAGAAGGUUCAAACCCCCCGAGCUGACAAGGUACAAAUCUGUCGUUCUGCCCCUGAACAGGCAGUUAACCCACUGUUCCUAGGCCGUCAUUGAAAAUCUGAAUUUGUUCUUAACUGACUUGCCUAGUUAAAUAAAGGUAAAAUAAAUAAAUAAAUAAAAAUGUCAAUCUCUGUAUUUUCCAAUGCACCAAACCUUGUGUAGUCCUAGUGCACAGCCCACUCUUGUGGUGUCAGCAAGGCACUGCAAGGGAUGCGACCGCUGUGGUCAUUUUUUGCGUAGGCCUAGAUUUGAAGAAACUGCAGAAUCCCCAUUUGCUAACAAAACAAUGACAACAUUGAAUUCUAGGUUGUUAUCAUUGUGCGUUGCUGUAUUCACAUUUCAGUCAUUGAACUGCAAUUAGGCCUCUACUUUUACAUUUGAAGGAACAGUUAAAACAAUUUAAGAUACAGUGCAAUCCUUCCAAAGAUAUAAAAAGUGUUACAAAAUUGAAGAUAAUUUUUUUAUCCAAUGGGAUUCCGGGGGGUUUGAUUAACCAUUAUUUUUGCAGUCACUGACAUGUCGGGUGAGACUGAGCAUUUGGCAUGGCACCCAGGAAGUGCGAACUGAAAGUGAUCCAUUCUCCCAAGGUCAUCUGAAGGGCAUGUCUGAUCUCACUAGGGCUGGGCGGUAUACCGUAUUUUACUA
Molecule: messenger RNA, 1653 nt
Organism: Oncorhynchus kisutch (coho salmon)
Lineage: Eukaryota; Metazoa; Chordata; Actinopteri; Salmoniformes; Salmonidae
Product: biogenesis of lysosome-related organelles complex 1 subunit 3-like
Exons: 2
Coding region: 148-747 (199 amino acids)
Cellular component (GO): BLOC-1 complex
Source: RefSeq, a predicted model, not a curated record